UGGAGUCGCUCCCUUCGUUUUGAUUUAAGACCUCUGAGAUCUUCACACCAUGUGAAAUGGCUGAACUUUACAAACUUUUUAAAACAAUUGAUGACACCAAUGAUGGUGUUAUAAGUUACAAAGAAAUUGCUAUCUUUAUUGAGGAGAUGUACACGAAAGAUAACUUCACUUACUCUGCUGAUGAUAUUUCCCAGGUCCAUGCCAAAUUCAAUGAUGUUCAUAGCGCAGAUACUGGAGACUACACAGACUUUGACACUUUUGUGUCAGCAUUCGAGAAAUGGUUUAUUGUGACUGGAGCAGUCAAAUUCUCAGACACCCGGAAUCAAAAAAAUGCAGAGACUGAUGAAACUUGGUUUACUGAAGAGCAAUGAUUAGGCUUCCAUGAAAUCAUUAAAGCUUUCUUCUAUGAUAAUAAUUUCCAGCAUUCUUUGACACUGAUAGAAAAAGGAAGAGAGAAUUACCACAACAUUGAAGACUCCAUCCUUGACAUGAACACAAAAGGUGAGUUUGAACAAGCAAACAUGAGCCAAAAGAGUGAUUCACUUGAGGAAAGCAAGGAGUUAUAUCUCUCAUUUAGUGAGGCUUUUAGUGAAAUUUCCUCUGAGUACACAACUUUGGAUAAGAUCCAAGCUGCUCUGGACCACAUCUUAAGUAUGUUUGAAGUUCUUGACAACAUUGUGAUUGAUUAUGAAUUAACAAUGGUUAAUCCCCAUAUCCAUGGUAUUUUUGGGUGCAUAAUAAACACAAAUUUGCUAGAAAAGUUUAUAAAAAUAUACAACUUGGGAGAAGGCAAAGAGGAAUCUCUUGCCAAAGUUAGCACCUUGAGAAUCCUCUGAUAUCUCUCCAAAGGGGUUGAAUUCUUCAACCCUGAAGAAGGGUCAUAUUCCCUACUCAAAGAUGAGGGAUUUUACAAUAUUUUAUGUCAGAAUUUAUCAAACGCAGAGCUUUUAAUCAAAAUUAGAGACUGAAUAUUCUCUGAAUGUGUUGAAGUCACAGAACAAGCAUGCAUUACACUCGGCUUCUUAGUAAAGAAUAACCUGGAACUCGGUUCUCUUCUCUACGAAUAUGAUAUAUUCAGCACUUUAAUAAGAUUACUAGAAAAUUCUCAGAUUCCUUCUGUCACAGAGAGAGCACUCUGGUGCUUGUUCAACAUCUGUAGAAAAUAUUUACCAAAUGCGGAGUUAAUUACAGUUGACAAAGAAGAAAAUUUCCUCUUCCAGAUGGCAUACAGAAUAGGAAACCUUCUUUAUGAACUAGAUCUAGAGCAAAGGUCUUCUUAUUGAUAUAUGAUACUUAUUUGCGGUUAUCUAUUCAGACAUAUUAUGCAAUACCAUAAAGAAACAAAGGAUUUAUGUGAAAGGAUCAUUGAGCUGAUGAAGGAAGAGGAUGUCUUCCUCAUCAAUUGCUGAAUUAUUAGUAUAACAAGAGCAAUAGACUCAGAGCCUGGAAUGCUUAAGUUCUUCAAUGAUAGCAGAGUCACAAAAAUAAUUCAAAAUUCACUGCUUACUCCUGAUAACGAGAGGCAAGUUCAAUAUAUUCUAAAUUAUCUUGAUGUUCUCGCGAAUGAUAGUGUAGUUACUUUAGACAACAAUUUGUUAAACUCUCUAUGAUAUGUCCAUCAAUCUCAAGCUAGGAGCUCAAAGCAGGUGAUAACUAUCUUAUGAAAUUUGAUUAAAAACUCUGGGUCCAAGAUAUUAUUCUCUCACAACAAGGACUUCAUAAAAUUUACAUUUGAGGCUUUGGAGAACUUCAAAGUAAUGAAUGAUCCAGUGAUCAAAUAAAUUUUAUCACCAAGAUGUGACUACCAUAGAUAUUGUAUACUUUCUGAACUGUCUGAAGCUUCUUACUACCAUGAUUUCAGAUUGCAGUCAAGAGACCUUAUUGUCCAAGCUCAGUGUUGAGAAGAUAUCCAAGCUCAACCCAGUAAUUGAUGUCUUCGAUAGCUGUUACUCCUUAUGGAACAAUAGCAAAAAUCAUAAUGACCUCGAAACCGACGCUAUUAUUGAAGAAUGAGCAAAAAUUUUACUCCAAGUCCUCAAGAAUAUCUCAGACAAACUCCCAAGCACUUCGAUCGGCCAGUUUGGGUUCAGCAACGGCUACCGAGAGCUGAAAGGUUUACUCCAAGAUUACUUGGAAAACUUGGAGAAUAUGAUCUUCAAGGUAGCCCCAAUCAACGAAGACCAUAAGUUCGAUAGGGAUGAAAUUUAUGUAAAGGUUUAUAAUCUAUACUCAGAUGAGACAUUCGAGUUCGAAAUGUCCUCUAAAGUAUACUUCGAAGAAUUUGAAGACCAUAUAAUUGAAAGAUACAGGUUUAGAUUCCCUGUUAUACAAUAUGAGGAUGAACAAGGAGAUAAAAUGUCAAUAGAUUCACAGUACUCCUUUGAACAUGCUCUUAAGACUUCUGAUAAGAGAAGUAGAUACCAGAGACUUGAACAAGUUGUCCUUGAAGUGUUUGUUAAUGAAAAAGAUGGAUAUGUGUUUGAUUGAAGAGGUUGCAGAAAUAAAAUCCUCUCAAAAUCUCAGUACUCUGCCCCAGAUUAUUGUGAUGCGUGUGAAGAUCAUUAUAAGCGCAACAAGAGAUCAACAACACCCGUAAUGGGAAGAUCGAAUCACGAUGGAUAUAGGACUCCAGCUGCUAGCAACUCCACCAGGUACCAGAGCUCUUUCUACACAGGUACCCCUAACAGGAGAUCAUUUACUCCAAUGAGAUCAACAAUGCGCUAAUUUAUGUAAUUUCAACAGCAGAAA
This is a messenger RNA of Moneuplotes crassus, 2748 nucleotides long. Lineage: Eukaryota; Ciliophora; Spirotrichea; Euplotida; Euplotidae. The record is from the annotation of a GenBank genome assembly.